UGGCUUCGGGAAUCGGCCAUCUACAAGGAUGCUGUCGACGCCGCUACAGCGCAGCAGAGCAGACAAAUCAGGUUCGCGAGAGCUCGUAGAUGCUCGAAUAACUUGUUGAUCGUACUCAUAAAAGCAAACCUUGGAUACGUUUCAGCAGACGACGGUUACGACCGCAGCAGUUUGAACAUGUCAGGACUAAAGGAGAAUCUGCCCUGGAGUCUGCGUCUUAAUGGAAUAGUAAAUCACUGACGUCUCUUGAUUUUAAUCAUUUUCAUGUUUACAAUCUCUCAACAAUAAGGGGCAAGGAUGGGGGCUACAAGAGAGCGUGUACGUGUUAAUUCUUGGGCCGUGUUGUGUGUUCUGAGCUAAUACGAACCUUCAGAACCAGCACAAAAGAGAUGGAAAAGACAUCAGCAGGAAUGAACAAGCCAAGCUCUCGGUCGACAGCGUCUCUUCCCCCGGAACCGGGGGAUAUUGUCCAGAGUAUGGCUUGCUACCGCCGGGUGAAGCUCAACGUCGGAGGUCUUCCGCAUGAGGUCUUGUGGAGAACCCUUGACCGGCUGCCGCGAACGCGGCUGGGCAAACUGCGGGACUGCAAAACACAUGACUCGCUAAUGGAGGUAUGCGACGACUACAACCUGGACGAAAACGAAUACUUCUUCGACCGGCACCCUGGUGCGUUCACGUCAAUCCUGAAUUUCUAUCGUACCGGCAAGCUGCACAUGAUGGAGGAGAUGUGCGCGCUGUCCUUCAGCCAGGAGUUGGACUACUGGGGCGUCGAUGAGAUUUACUUGGAGUCCUGCUGCCAAGCACGCUACCAUCAGAAGAAAGAACAGAUGAAUGAGGAACUGAAGCGCGAGGCCGACACAUUGAAAGACCGAGAGGGCGAGGAGUUUGACAACACGUGCUGCGCCGAAAAGCGCAAGAAACUUUGGGAUCUCCUCGAGAAGCCGGGUUCUUCAGUAGCAGCCAAAAUCUUGGCCAUCAUCUCCAUCCUGUUCAUCGUGCUGUCCACCAUCGCCCUGUCCCUGAACACCCUCCCCGAGCUGCAGGACAUGGACGAGUUCGGCCAGGCCACCGACAACCCGCAGCUGGCACACAUCGAGGCCGUGUGCAUCGCCUGGUUCACCAUGGAGUACCUGCUGCGCUUCCUCUCCUCGCCCAGCAAGUGGAAGUUCUUCAAGGGCCCGCUGAACGUGAUCGACCUGCUGGCCAUCCUGCCCUACUACGUCACCAUCUUCCUGACCGAGUCCAACAAGAGCGUACUGCAGUUCCAGAACGUGCGGCGCGUGGUGCAGAUCUUCCGCAUCAUGCGCAUCCUGCGCAUCCUCAAGCUGGCGCGCCACUCCACGGGCCUGCAGUCGCUGGGCUUCACGCUGCGGCGCAGCUACAAUGAGCUGGGCCUGCUCAUCCUCUUCCUCGCCAUGGGCAUCAUGAUCUUCUCCAGCCUGGUGUUCUUCGCCGAGAAGGACGAGGACGACACCAAGUUCAAGAGCAUCCCGGCCUCGUUCUGGUGGGCCACCAUCACCAUGACGACGGUGGGCUACGGCGACAUCUACCCGAAGACACUGCUGGGGAAGAUCGUCGGCGGACUUUGCUGCAUCGCCGGCGUGCUGGUGAUCGCGCUUCCCAUUCCGAUCAUCGUCAACAACUUCUCGGAGUUCUACAAGGAGCAGAAGCGGCAGGAGAAGGCCAUCAAGCGGCGGGAGGCCCUGGAGAGGGCCAAGCGCAAUGGCAGCAUUGUGUCCAUGAACGUGCGCGAGGCCUUAUCCCGCGGCACCGAGCUGCUGGACGUGGUGGUGAUGGAGAGGGGAGGAGGAGGAGGAGGGGCGGGAGACAAGCCCCACGACAACCACCUCUCGCCCAGUCGCUGGAAGUGGUCCUCCAAGCAGCCUGCCCUGGACGACGGGUCCAAUCACUCCUACAACAUGGAGCAGGGCUCCCCUAGCAAGGCCCGGGGGGACGCCUGCCCGCCCCAGCACCUCAGCGCUCAGAAGCUGGAGGAGAUCUACAACCAGAUGGCCAAGACCCAGUCGCAGCCCAACCUCAACAACGCUAAUGGCACGCGAGCCACCGCCACUCGGCGGGAGGAGAUGGAGCUGGGGGCUCUGCCGGGCCCAGAGGCGCACAACGCCCUGGGAGGGCGAGACGGCGUGUCCGACAUGAAGAGCCUGUCCAGCAUCGACAGCUACAUCAGCUGCGCCACAGACUUCCAGGAGAACCCGCGGGGUUUCCCCUACAGUCCGGCAACGAGCCUGGUGCUGCAGGAGGGCCAGCGCUUCUCUCACAGCCCCGCCAGCAAGCGGCCGUCCAGCCUGCAGACCCCUCUGGAGCACCAGGAGGCUCUGCUCAUCCCGCCGUGCUCCACCAUCAAACCCCCGGGGCCUGAGGGCACCACCAGGCACCACAAGCCCCUGGGGAACCCGCUCAAGGUGGGCCAUGCCUACCGGGUUCGGUACCCCAGCGGGGCCGGAGGUGGAGGAGGUGGAGGAGGGGAGUCCAGUCCCGCCAGCGGGGGCGGCCCUCAGUCGGACAGCUCCGUCCUCUCUGACCGCUCGCUCCUGAGCCCCGAGGUGUCCGUCUACACGACGGCCAGCAGCCGCACGCCGCCCAAGAGCCCGGAAGGUUCCACGACCCCGGCCAUUUUCACCUUCCACGACGCCUCCAUCAACCGGUACAUCGACGCCGACACCGACGACGAGGAGCACCGACCCGUCGACCGCCUCCUGGGCGGCGCCAGCGCCAAGACGGGGUGCGCUGCCGUCGCCACGGGAACCAACCACCUGGAGGCGGCCCAGAGGCUGCUGGGACAGAACUGCUUGCUGCGCCCGGAAGGCGGUCGCCCAGGCAGCGGUCAGGAGAACCACCUGGGCUCUGACCAGCUAUGGAGGCCCAGGGCAGACAGAUCGGGACGUUCUCAAACCUUCAAUGAUAACCACUGAGAGCCCACGAGGGGCAUCCGAACGCAGAGAGAGGGGGAGGGAGGACGCCACAGAGAGAGAGAGAGAGAGAGAGAGAGAGAGAGAGUGAUAGACAUAUUGCUGGCAGUAAGAGAAGGACGUGUUUGCCGCCUUUUGACCGUUUACAAACCUUUUGGUACCUGGCAAAAAAAGGGAAAAACUGCCAGAGCCAGGAGACGUAGGGCUGCCGGUGUGGUGUGGUGUCCCUCUGACAGCAGCCAGCUGGCUGCACCCUACCCCCUCCUCCCUCCCUCGCUCCAAUCACAUCCCAUCUUUGUCAAGACCCCCCUUUAACUGCAGGGUACGGCAGCGUCCUCUGUACUGAGCCUCCCCAACAACAUCUGCUCUAUGAUGCUGAGACCGAUUGAGUGGAGGAAGCUCGGGAUGGAGUCACUGUCUGUCUAAGUGUGGCUUAG
This is a messenger RNA of Alosa sapidissima (American shad), 3367 nucleotides long. RefSeq names its product potassium voltage-gated channel, Shab-related subfamily, member 1 (gene kcnb1). The coding region runs from base 390 to 2933 and encodes 847 amino acids. The record is from RefSeq and is a predicted model, not a curated record. Gene Ontology annotation, cellular component: membrane; voltage-gated potassium channel complex. Gene Ontology annotation, molecular function: protein binding; delayed rectifier potassium channel activity. The transcript is spliced from 3 exons. NCBI's taxonomy places the organism in Eukaryota, Metazoa, Chordata, Actinopteri, Clupeiformes, Clupeidae. Gene Ontology annotation, biological process: potassium ion transmembrane transport; protein homooligomerization.